CACCACGAAAAUGCCUUCCACAUACAAGAAAGAGAAGCCUUGGGACACGGAUGACAUAGAUAAGUGGAAGGUAGAAGAAUUCAAGCCAACAGACAAUGCAGGUGGAACAUUCGCAGAAGAAUCCUCAUUCGCAACCCUCUUCCCCAAAUACCGAGAAAUAUACCUCCGCGAAGCCUGGCCUCUAAUCACCCGCUCUCUCGAAAAGUAUGGAAUCGCAUGCACGCUCGAUUUGGUCGAAGGAUCCAUGACAGUCAAAACCACGCGAAAAACCUUCGACCCCGCCUCCAUCCUCAACGCCCGCGACCUAAUCAAACUCCUCGCGCGAAGCGUCCCCGCUCCUCAAGCCGUCAAAAUUCUCGAUGAUGGCGUGGCAUGCGAUAUCAUCAAGAUUCGCAACCUGGUGCGCAAUAAAGAAAAAUUUGUCAAGCGGAGACAACGCAUAUUAGGUCCCAAUGGCAGCACAUUGAAGGCCCUCGAACUGCUCACCGAAUGCUACCUCCUGGUACAAGGAAACACUGUGUCAGCAAUGGGUCCUUACAAAGGGCUCAAAGAAGUCCGGAAAAUCGUCGAGGAAUGCAUGGCCAACAUCCACCCAAUCUACCACAUCAAAGAACUGAUGAUCAAACGGGAGUUGGCGAAAGAUCCCGAAUUAGCGGGCGAGAGUUGGGACCGCUUCUUACCGCAAUUCAAGAAAAGGACUUUGAGCAAGAGAAGAGUUCCAUUGAAAGUUACGGAUAAGACGAAGAAGGUGUACACGCCAUUUCCCCCGCCCCAGGAGAAGUCCAAGGUUGAUUUGCAGAUCGAGAGUGGAGAGUACUUUCUGGGGAAACAAGCUAGGGAGAGAGCAGUUAGGGAGGAGAGAUUGGAGAAGCAGAAGGAAAAGAAGGCUGAGAAGUUGAAGGAGAGGGAGAAAGAAUUUGCUGCGCCGAAGGAAGGUGGCGAGAAGAAAGAGAAGAAGAAGCGGAGACGGGAUGUUGUGGACGGAGAAGAGGAUGAGGUGAAGAAGGAUAAGAAGAAAAAGAAGAGGAAAGACGGUGACGAGGAUGUAGUUAAGGAGAGAAAGAGAAAGAGAAAGGCAACCGAGGAGGAUGAGGAGUAGUACUGACUUGAUUAGCAUUGGCGACGGCGUUCUGGUGGCAUUGUCAAUAGCAAAAUGUACACGAGUCUUGAUACCCUCGAAAAUGAUCACUCACUGAAUGUAGAAAGAUUGCAUUAAAGUCAG
This is a messenger RNA of Mollisia scopiformis, 1222 nucleotides long. RefSeq lists its product as uncharacterized. The record is from RefSeq and is a predicted model, not a curated record. The transcript is spliced from 2 exons. Bases 11 to 1099 code for a protein of 362 amino acids. Lineage: Eukaryota; Fungi; Ascomycota; Leotiomycetes; Helotiales; Mollisiaceae. Gene Ontology annotation, cellular component: small-subunit processome; nucleolus. Gene Ontology annotation, molecular function: RNA binding.